UGCAGAAGACACAUUCGACUAAAAAUUCUAAAAUUUCAAUAAGCAAAGAAGAUAUUCUAAGUUCUGGCUGUAUUCUGGAGCGUUUCCUCAUGGGCGUCGCAAUUCACACACGUCACGGAUUCCGCCGAAGGAGUCGAUAAUUAAAACUGAACUUUUGGAUCGGAGAUAUGAAGACGCGCGCUGCAUUUUCCUUGGCGGAGAUGCACAGCUCUGACACUAGACAAUAUUAUACACUCGAAGGGAACGCGUUUCGCCGGAAGAAUAAAUAAUUACAAAUGGUAUUCGUCAGUGAACAUUUUCAAACUGGGAACAAUAUAUCAUAAGCAGAUUGAAAUGUGUGAACGUUUCAGUGUUUUGAAGACUAAGUUUCGUAGCAGAUUUUGAUUCCGUCACGGGAUUGGGAAAACCUAAGACAAUAUAAUUUUUCGGGGAAGGCGUCCCAGGCAGCGCUGGCUAUAGGACGGCUCAUGCCCAACCUUGGAGGACCCUCACAGUUUAAGAGAACGCUGCUAAUGUUUGUGGUGAACAGCAGACUGCUGUACGCCUGUCCAACGUGGGCGGAAAGAGCAUGCAAGUACGCUAUCUGUCGAAACCUUAUGAUCCGGGCACAGAGGAUUGCGGCUCUCAGAGUCACGAGGGCGUACCGCACCGUCUCGGCUGAGGCAGCCUUAUUCCUGGCGGGAACUCCUCCGGGUGAUCUUCUUGCUUCGGAACGCAAAAGAGUCCGAAGUAAACUUGACGAUCCGGACAGAGCUGAUUCAAAGGAUGAGAUCCGGAGAGCAGAGCAAGACAUCUUGCUUGCUGCCUGGUCGAACAGAUGGAGUCGGGGCGUUAGAGGAGCCUGGACGCGCACGAUUCUUCCGGACCUGAUAAGAUGGACGAAAAGAUGCCCCAAAGACCUCACGUUUCAUGUAACGCAGGCCCUUACGGGACACAGGUGUUUCAGGUACUACCUACACAGGAUGAAGCGCGCCCCUGAUGCGGCUUGCCUGUACUGCCAACACCCUGAGGACACUGCGGAACACACGAUAUUUGAUUGUGCUUACUGGGAUCCGCUUCGGCUGCCAGUGAAGAUGUUUGUUGGUAACCGAAAUAUAACCCCGAGAGACGUCCAGGAUUUGUUGUGUGGCUCCUCUGAUGUCCCGUUCAGCGAGAACGACCGGCUACGGGCUGCCUCCCAACGUGCCACUCAGUCCUUUUAUGACAAGGUUGACAACAUUUUAAGCUGCAAGGAGCAUGAUGAAAGGAUAGCUGAGACCGAACGAAGAGCGAAUGCAGUGGCAGCCGCUCCAACUGACUGA
Messenger RNA from Metopolophium dirhodum (rose-grain aphid), 1301 nucleotides. RefSeq lists its product as uncharacterized. The record is from RefSeq and is a predicted model, not a curated record. NCBI's taxonomy places the organism in Eukaryota, Metazoa, Arthropoda, Insecta, Hemiptera, Aphididae. The transcript has 4 exons. Bases 468 to 1301 code for a protein of 277 amino acids.